AUGCGGGCCGGCCCGGUGCGCUCGGCCAUGAGCGGCCCCGCGCAGCCCCGCGGCCGGGUCCUGCUGCUCCCGGCGGCCCGGGGAGCCCCGACCAAGCGCCUGCUGGAGGCGGACGACGUGGCGGCCAAGUGCCCGCGCCUGUCUGAGUACUCGAGCCCCCCGGACUACCUCAGCCCCCCAGGCUCGCCCUGCAGUCCGCAGCCCCUGCCUGCCGCACCGGGGGCCGGCGGGGCCUCGGGGAGCGCGCCGGGGCCCAGCCGCAUCGCCGACUACCUGCUGCUGCCCCUGGCCGAGCGCGAGCAUGUGUCCCGGGCUCUGUGCAUCCACACGGGGCGCGAGCUCCGCUGCAAGGUGUUCCCCAUCAAACACUACCAGGACAAGAUCGGGCCUUACAUCCAGCUGCCGUCACACAGGAACAUCACCGGCAUCGUGGAGGUGAUCCUUGGGGAUACCAAAGCCUACGUUUUCUUCGAGAAGGACUUUGGGGACAUGCACUCCUACGUUCGAAGCAGGAAGAGGCUGCAGGAAGAGGAGGCCGCCCGGCUCUUCAAGCAGAUCGUCUCUGCCGUCGCCCACUGCCACCAGUCGGCCAUCGUGCUGGGGGACCUGAAGCUUAGGAAGUUCGUCUUCUCCACGGAGGACAGAACCCAGCUCAGACUGGAAAGCCUCGAAGACACACACAUAAUCAAGGGGGAAGAUGACACCCUUUCAGACAAGCAUGGCUGCCCAGCCUACGUGAGCCCCGAGAUCCUGAACACAACUGGGACUUACUCUGGAAAGGCGGCGGAUGUCUGGAGCUUAGGAGUGAUGCUCUACACCCUUCUGGUGGGACGGUACCCCUUCCAUGACUCAGACCCCAGUGCCCUCUUCUCCAAAAUCCGCCGUGGACAGUUCUGCAUCCCCGACCACGUCUCCCCCAAAGCCAGGUGCCUCAUCCGCAGCCUCCUGAGACGAGAGCCUUCGGAGAGGCUCACUGCCCCCGAGAUCCUACUCCACCCCUGGUUUGUGUCCGCCUUGGAGCCUGGCUACGGUGACUCGGAACUGGGGACUGCAGACCAGAUGGUCCCUGAGUACCAGGAGGACAGCGACAUUAGUUCCUUCUUCUGCUGA
This is a messenger RNA of Elephantulus edwardii (Cape elephant shrew), 1110 nucleotides long. It is a transcript of the gene TRIB1, whose product is annotated as tribbles pseudokinase 1. Gene Ontology annotation, molecular function: ATP binding; mitogen-activated protein kinase kinase binding; protein kinase activity. The transcript has 3 exons. Bases 1 to 1110 code for a protein of 369 amino acids. The record is from RefSeq and is a predicted model, not a curated record. Gene Ontology annotation, cellular component: nucleus. Gene Ontology annotation, biological process: regulation of MAP kinase activity; positive regulation of proteasomal ubiquitin-dependent protein catabolic process; protein phosphorylation. Lineage: Eukaryota; Metazoa; Chordata; Mammalia; Macroscelidea; Macroscelididae.